Messenger RNA from Elaeis guineensis (African oil palm), 1062 nucleotides. The record is from RefSeq and is a predicted model, not a curated record. NCBI's taxonomy places the organism in Eukaryota, Viridiplantae, Streptophyta, Magnoliopsida, Arecales, Arecaceae.
AUGAGGAAAUAUGUGGCACAAUGGAUGAAUCCAAUGAUGGAGCAGAGAAGGCACUCGAAGAGGCAGGGUGAAACUGCUGUGGCUGCUGUGACUACUGUUGUACCUACUAUAGAAUCCACUCCUGGUACAGCUGAAACUGAUAGAGCUGUUGUAGAAUCUGAUCUUGAAACUGCUACUGUUGGACUGAUAAAAUUAAAAAGAUCAUUAAGUGAGAUAGAGCAUGCUCGAGCAAUAUUUGAACUUGCGAUUGCUCAACUUACAUUGGACAUGCUAGAGCUGUUGUUGAAGGCUUACAUUGACUUCGAGAUAUCAGGGGGUGAAUAUGAGAGAAUAAGACAACUUUAUAAGAGGUUACUUGAUCAAACAAAGUACUUGAAGGUAUGGAUUAGUAAUGCCAGAUUUGAGGCUUCAGCUAGUAUAGAAGAUGAAGAGUAUGCUGAAUUGAAAAGAUCAUUAAAUGAGAUAGAACGUGCUCAAGCAAUAUUUGAACUUGCGAUUGCUCAACUUACAUUGGACAUGUCAGAGCUGUUGUGGAAGGCUUACAUUGACUUUGAGAUAUCAGAGGGUGAAUAUGAGAGAAUAAGGCAACUCCAUGAGAGAUUACUUGAUCGAAUAAAAUACUUAAAGGUAUGGAUUAGUUAUGUCAGGUUUAAGGCUUCAAUUGGUAUAGAAGAUGAAGAGGUGGGUGGGGAGGCUCCAGAUACAGCAUUGUUAUAUGAAAAGCUGUUGUGGAAGGUUUAUAUUGACUUCGAGAUAUCAGGGGGUGAAUACGAGAGAAUAAAGCAACUCUAUGAGAGGCAACUUGAUCGAACAAAGCACUUAAAAGUAUGGAUUAGUUAUGCUAGAUUUGAGACUUCAGCUGGUAUAAAAGAUGAAGAGGUGGGUGGGGAGGCUCUGGAUACAGUAUUGUUACAUGAAAAAAGAUUAUUAAGUGAGAUAAAACGUGCUCGAGCAAUACUUGAACUUGCGAUUGCUCAACUUAUAUUGGAUAUGCCAAAGCUGUUGUGGAAGGCUUACAUUGACUUCAAGAUAUUAGAAAAUGAAUACGAGAGAACAAGAUAA